AUGGCCGUUUGGGAACAAAUCAAUGUCUCCAAGGCACAUGUAGCGUACGCCUGCGUUGGUGUAUUCUCAUCUGUUUUUUCUUUGGUUUCAUUGUUCGUUAAAGAGAAACUGUACAUAGGUGAAUCCAUGGUAGCGGCGUUAUUUGGUUUAAUUGUGGGCCCAGUUUGUUUAGAUUGGUUUAAUCCGUUAAAAUGGGGGAAUUCUGACGAUAUAACGCUGGAAAUUACUCGUAUUGUAUUAUGUUUACAAAUUUUUGCUGUAGCAGUCGAGUUACCUAGAAAAUAUAUGUUAAAGCACUGGCUUUCUGUUACCAUGUUACUGAUACCAGUCAUGACCACCGGAUGGCUAAUUAUCGGGCUGUUUAUUUGGAUUAUUAUACCAGGUUUGAACUUUUCCGAUAGUUUGUUAGUUUCAGCCUGUAUAACGGCUACAGAUCCUAUCCUGGCUCAAUCUGUCGUGUCAGGUAAAUUUGCUCAGAGGGUGCCGGGUCAUUUAAGGAAUUUGCUUUCUGCUGAAUCCGGCUGUAAUGAUGGUAUGGCAUUUCCCUUUUUGUAUCUUUCAAUGAAUUUAAUUAUCCACUGGGGUAAUGCGGGUGAGAUUGUUAAGGACUGGAUCUGUGUUACAUUACUUUAUGAAUGUGUCUUUGGUUGUAUAUUAGGUGUCUUCAUUGGGUAUGUCGGCAAGAGAGCAAUUAAAUUUGCAGAAGAAAAAAAUAUCAUAGAUAGAGAAUCAUUCUUAGCGUUUUAUGUGGUGUUAUCCUUUUGCUGUGCUGGAUUUGGUUCCAUUCUUGGUGUUGACGAUUUAUUAGUUUCAUUCGCUGCGGGCGCUACUUUUGCUUGGGAUGGUUGGUUUUCAAAUAAAACUGAGGAGAGCAAAGUCUCCACUGUCAUUGACUUAUUAUUAAACUAUGCUUAUUUCGUUUAUUUCGGCGCAAUUAUCCCAUGGUCUCAAUUUAAUAAUGGGGCAAUUGGUUGUAACGUGUGGAGACUAAUCGUUUUGGCAAUUAUUGUGAUCUUCUUACGUAGAAUACCGGCGGUUUUGUUAUUAAAACCAGUCAUUCCAGAUAUUAAAUCUUGGAGAGAAGCAAUAUUCGUAGGCCAUUUUGGUCCUAUUGGUGUAGGUGCUGUUUUUGCUGCCAUUCUGGCAAGAUCAGAGUUAGAAGCCACUGUCAGUGAUCUUCCAACUCCUUUGAAAGAACUUCCUUCGCCAGGUACAAAGCAUUACCAGUUGAUCGCAUGUGUUUGGCCCAUGGUUUGUUUCUUCAUUAUCACUUCUAUCAUUGUUCAUGGGUCAUCCGUGGCAAUUAUCACUUUAGGUCGUCAUUUGAAUACUAUAACUUUAACAAAGACUUUCACCACACGUACUACUACGGGUGGUGGUGGAAAAACUUCAUGGUUACAAAGAUUACCAUCCUUGGAUAAAUCGGGACGUUCAUUCUCCUUACAAAGAGUUGAUACGAAUGCAUCAUCGAUUAAUACUGAAAAUAAAGAUAUUAGUAUGUCAAGAUCUAGUACUAUAGAAACAAGUGGUGUUCCAGUAAGACAUGCAGGUGGUAUGACUAGAAGAAAGAAAAAGAGUAAGCAAAGAAAGGGAAUAAAAAAAAUAAGGAACCAUGUAAGAUCAAGAAGUCGUAAUUUCUUCGAAUAUGAUGAUGAAUUAAACGAUCUGGGUAGAGAAAGACUACAACGUGAGAAGGAAGCACGUGCUGCCACUUUUGCAUUGAGUUCUUCGAAUAGACCGGGAGAGAGUGAGGUCACUGAAGAAGAAAUUCCGCCUCAUGUUCCAGAAGAAGCUAGUGUUGAAGAAUUACCUUCUUAUCCAAUGUUUGAUUCAGAAACAGAGGAAGUUGGAAUAAGAGACGUUCAACAUGAAGGAUCUUCCCCUUCAGAGCAAAAUUCCAGUGAAUCUGCAGAGCGUGAUUAUUACGAUUUAGAGAAGCAACAGAAAAAUUCAAACAAGGGUUCUGAUGAUACUUCUCUAACUUCUUUGGAAGAACAAAGACAUAAAGAAAUACAGAAUGAGGAGAAUGAAGGUAGGGUAGUAUACCAAGAGGGUGAUCAGAUAAUAGUUGAAAAUAAACACGGAGAAGUUAUUGACCAUGCACAUUUAGCUCGUGAACCGAAGGAUGAGGAAGAAGAAAUUGGAGAUAGUCAUUCUGAAAGUAUAGAUAUUUAUUCCGGUGAUGAACAAAUUACAAGAAGCGGUGAAUCUUCUCUAAAUGGGCUUAAGAGGAUAUUAACACCAACGUCUGUUUCCAGAGUUCACUCUUUAAUUGAAGGUAAAAUCCUUCCAAAAAAGAAAGUUCGUGAAGAAUUUAAAAGGGUUGACAGCAGCAGGCCCAAGAGAAAGGCGAAAUAUCAUGCUUAUAAAAUGAAUAAUGAAUUGAUAAUUGAAAAUGAGGAUGGUGAAGUUAUAAGAAGAUACAAGAUUAAUCAACAUGGUAAGAAGACUACCGGUGAUCAAACCGAUGGUGCUGAUAAUAUUGUUAAUAAAGCAUUGGCCGCGAUUGGUCUAAGAAGUCAUUCUGAUUCCACUGCAACUCAACGUAGUUCCACUAGUAGUCAGCAUAGUAAUGAUGGUAUUUCAAGGACGAAAUUAGGCGGAAGUUCUGGUAUUCGAAGGCCCCCAACACCUGUCUAUAAUAUAGAAAAUGCUGAAUACACAGAUGAUGAGACUGAAAAUGAAGAGCCAAGCGAUAGUGAAGACCCUGAUAAUUAUCCUGACGAAGAUGAAUCUUACAGCGGCUCUAGUGAAGAGGAGGAGCCAGAAACCGAGUUUGAAAGACGGAGAAGGUUGCAGGCACUGGGUCAGUUGAGUUCUCCCAAAGAUGAUGCUGAUGAAGAACAAUCACCAAUUAACAAUAACAGACAAAGAAGUGAUAGCACUGCGCAAAAGAUGAAGAAUGCAUUAAAUAAAACAUUCAAUUUCAAAUCAAAUCGAAAAAAAUAA
Molecule: messenger RNA, 2949 nt
Organism: Kazachstania africana CBS 2517
Lineage: Eukaryota; Fungi; Ascomycota; Saccharomycetes; Saccharomycetales; Saccharomycetaceae
Gene: NHA1
Product: Nha1p
Exons: 1
Coding region: 1-2949 (982 amino acids)
Biological process (GO): proton export across plasma membrane; regulation of membrane potential; sodium ion export across plasma membrane
Cellular component (GO): plasma membrane
Molecular function (GO): sodium:proton antiporter activity
Source: RefSeq, a predicted model, not a curated record